AUGAUAGCCCCCAGAAUACCAGCCGCCGCCAAAGCUGCCUUUAGAAGUCCCAUCUGGACUCCUCUCAGGCCACAUUCCCAAUGGCAGCGCACAUCGCAACUACGCAACCCGCAUCCGAGCCUCCUCACCCGCCUCCCAAAGCUCCUCCGACCACUUACGCAACAAGCCAAAUCCAUCGCGCACGGCGACAAAGACUACGAAAUCCCCGAACGACUCCUCAUCUACCACGCCGGCACAGGACGAAUAACCUUCCUCGCCAUGCUCAAACUAACGGCCCUCCUCAUGGGUGCGUUCUUCACGCUCCUCGUCGUGCCGAGCUACGUCAGGGCAGAGAAGCCGCUCCAGGACACGGCAGCAGCCGCCGCCUGCGGCGUCGUGCCCAUGCUCUUCGUGGCAUACUCGACUGCCCCCUUCGUGACGCACAUGCACGUCCACCUGCCGGCGGCGGCGCGCGCGUCGCCCGCCGUGCUGAAGCGCUUCGUCGCCGCCAUGCCGCCCGGCACCCGGCUCACGCUGACGACCAUGAGCAGCUUCACCGCCAAGCCGCGCUGCAGUGCCGUCCGGGUGGGCGAACUGCGUGCUGCCGUGCCCGGCACGCGCUUCGGGCUGGUCAACUACGUGAGGGACGUCGAGGCCGAGGACGCGCGCAGGAAGUGGUACAUGUAUAGGGCUGUGCGGAGCUUCUACGUCCAGGACGCGAGGGCCCGGCACCAAGCCAAGAAGCAGAAGCAGCAGCAGAGGCAGCAGCAGCUGGGGGAGAAGGGGAAGGCGACGGCAACGGUGGUGCAUACGUGGAUUUGGGACGCAGCGAGGGACAAGAUUGCCAAGAGGGAGAGGGCUGCUGCCGGCUCUGUUUGA
This is a messenger RNA of Metarhizium album ARSEF 1941, 858 nucleotides long. RefSeq lists its product as uncharacterized. Bases 1 to 858 code for a protein of 285 amino acids. The record is from RefSeq and is a predicted model, not a curated record. The transcript is spliced from 3 exons. NCBI's taxonomy places the organism in Eukaryota, Fungi, Ascomycota, Sordariomycetes, Hypocreales, Clavicipitaceae.